Messenger RNA from Pocillopora verrucosa, 1690 nucleotides. RefSeq names its product carbohydrate sulfotransferase 4-like. Gene Ontology annotation, biological process: sulfur compound metabolic process; N-acetylglucosamine metabolic process. NCBI's taxonomy places the organism in Eukaryota, Metazoa, Cnidaria, Anthozoa, Scleractinia, Pocilloporidae. Gene Ontology annotation, molecular function: N-acetylglucosamine 6-O-sulfotransferase activity. The record is from RefSeq and is a predicted model, not a curated record.
CAAACAUAUUAACUAUCAAACAUGGCGGUAAGGAAGUCUCGUUUUAAGAGGUUUCAAACAAGGGAAAUGUCGUUGAAACGCUAGAGAUGAAGUUUUGGAAGCGUAGAAGACGAAGGAAGAUUUUUUUCUUCAGGUGGCCAUUUUGGCGUCGAGUUAUCGUAGCUGGUUCGCUGCUGUCGUUUUUUGCUGUAUUUGGAAUUUAUCUGGCAAACCAUGCAUCUCUACAACACUCUAUAGUGGAACAGCCUACACAACGAAAAUCGCCCUCGGCCAGGAGAAACUUAAUAAUAAUAGCCCACGGCCGUUCGGGUUCUUCAAUCACCGGAGACAUUUUUAAUCACCACCCAGAUGUGUUUUACAUGUACGAACCGCUGCAAACUGUGGAAAGAACCCAGGGAAAAUUUCACUUAAAUUAUGACAGCCUUGUGCAGAAAUUCUUAACUGGUGUAUUACAAUGUAAAUUCACAGAUCAAGUCUUCUUGAAGGACAUUGAAACGUACUACCGCAAACCUCUUCAUCCUCGGAUUAGUCACGCUAUUGCCUCGCCACCUCUUUGUCCUUACAACAUAUCCGACCCGAGAUGGGAUCCACGACUUUGUGCCAAAAUGACAAGCGAAGCAUUUGAAAAUGCAUGCAAAAAUAGCUAUACACUCACUGUGAUUAAGGUUCUUUUAAGCCGCAUGCCGCGCAAAGGCGGAAUAAGAAAGGCUCUAGCUGUUUGCGAUUCACCAGACAUAGACUGUAAAACAGUGCUGUUAGUAAGAGACCCUCGUGCCGUGAUACCUUCUUCACUGAGUGUUAACUUUUACAGAGAGGUACAUGGAGUUGCUAAGCACGGAACAAGAAUGUUUAGCUACAAAAUAUGUAAAGAGACAGAGGAAAGUCUUAAUUUUGUCAAGAAUCUUCCCCCUUGGCAACGAAGCAAAAUCAAAGUGCUGAGGUAUGAAGACUUUGCAAAAAAUCCUUUGGACGAAAUGAAGCGACUGUUCGACUUUGCCGGGCUAUCGGUGUUAGACAGUGUUACAACAUGGUUAAAUGAAAGUACACAUCCGGAUAAACGAAGAUCUGAGAUGGAAAUACGAGGUAGCCUGGUUGCUUUCACUGUGGAUGAUGCAAAAAUUGCCAUGAAUCGCUGGCGAUGGAAAGUCCACCCAUACGAAAUAAAUAUCAUUGAAUAUUAUUGCAGACAUGUGAUGCAGUUGAUGGGAUACAGACCUGUGGAAGGAUCACACGAGCAACAAGCAAACAUUUCAAUCCCUCUAGUAAGUGAUGAUUACGAAGUGAAGGACUGGUAACGAGACAUGAAUCAGGUCAAGUCUGAAUAGCAGUGACCUUAUCGCGCAAAGAGAAAGCGAGUAUUUGCUUCGUCAGUCUUGUCCGUCUCGUCAUCUCACCAUGAUCAGCUUGGUGAGAAAAGCACUCAAUACAACCAAAGGGUAACUUUGACACAAAAGGAAGAAAAAGAUUGAACUUAGAAUAGGAGACACGGUAAUUUUUGAGUUUGGUAAAAAAAUAGAGAGAGAUGUUAUUUCGUCUUAUCGCGAGCGUGAGACAAGAAAAAAUUCUGAGUCCCCAUGAAGAAUCGAACCUCAGACCCUCGGAUUCCCCGUUACAAUUCUCUGACACUGAGCCACAGAGACUCUGUGGCGAGCGAGGUCUAUAACGAAGUUCAUAUUACGACAAAAAUAUA